This is a messenger RNA of Xylaria bambusicola, 1086 nucleotides long. Its product is annotated as RNA-binding domain-containing protein. Gene Ontology annotation, molecular function: RNA binding. Lineage: Eukaryota; Fungi; Ascomycota; Sordariomycetes; Xylariales; Xylariaceae. Bases 1 to 1086 code for a protein of 361 amino acids. The transcript is spliced from 3 exons. The record is from RefSeq and is a predicted model, not a curated record.
AUGGCUGAUCCCGUUGCUGCGCCUGCGCCUGCGCCCGUGCCCGCGCCCACACCCUCGCGCUCGUCAGCAGCGACGUCCUCCAACUGGCGCGACGCAUCUAGCUGGAGGAAAAACGAGAGCCCUGCAUCUUCACCGAGGCCGUCUAGAUUCACGCAGAAUCGGAGUACCGGUGGUCCCUCAUGGCGUGAUAGAGAAGAGAAGAAAGCGACCGAGGACGGGCAAACUAAUGGCGAUAAUGCCGCCCGUCGCUUGGAUCCCUCAGACUUCUUCCCUAAAAGCCGACCGUACGACCGGGUAAGAACUAACAAGUCGCCUCAGAAAGACGACGAUGGUGCGGCGAAAGCUAUUGCGGAAGGGAGGCGGAUCUAUAUCGGCAACCUCCGUUACCAGGCCAAGCCAGAUGAUAUUGAGGAUCUACUGAAAGCAAACGACCUGGGUCACUUCAUCAACAUUCACAUCUCGAUUGAUCCUUUCACCGGACGCAAUCCUAGUUAUUGCUUCGUUGAGUUCCCUGAUGCCGACUCAGCAAAGAAAGCCAUGGAGAUUUUAGAAGGCAAGGAUCUACUCGGUCGUGAGGUCAAAUGCCGACCAUGCCAGCCCAAAGGAAGCGGCUCAGGCGGAAAACCCAGCGAGGCACCGAAUCGCUGGGGUCAGUGGUCGGGCGAAAAGGAUAGUGACGAGCAGUCGAAACCAAGGUCUUUCGACAGAUAUCGCCAAGACUUCACGGGGAAGCGUCUCUAUGUGGGCGGGCUGCCGCGGAUGCACGACCAGGCAACUAACUUCGCUGAGAUGACCGAGCUAUUCAAGGAUUACAAACUUGAAGCCAUCAGCAAGCGUGUCUCUGCACAUGAAAGCACCCGGGAACUUCCUGGCCGCCAUGACUACUGCUUCGUGGACUUUUCGACGCCCGAACAGGCCAAAGAGGCCAUGGAAGCGUUGAAUGGAACACCAUUCAAAGGAGAGCGUUUGAAGGUAUCUCCAGCCAAGGGCCGUUCCAACAAGUGGCGGGAGAGGGAUGAGCUCGAUGGCAAGCGAGGUUUCGACAAGCAAGAUGCGCCCGCUAGGGAAUGGGGCAAUGAGGAGUGA